Molecule: messenger RNA, 6939 nt
Organism: Miniopterus natalensis
Lineage: Eukaryota; Metazoa; Chordata; Mammalia; Chiroptera; Miniopteridae
Source: RefSeq, a predicted model, not a curated record
GAUGCUUAACUGCUGAGCCAUGCUGGCUGGGUAGGGCUUUUGUAUUUUGUUGAAAUACAUCAUCAUGUAGUGCCCUAAGAAACAGUAUAUAGGAAGUAAACUCUUUCAGUCCUUGAAUGCCAAGAAAAAUCUAUAUUCUUCCUUAAUAGUUUAGCUGGGUACAGAAUUCUAUAUUAAUAAUCAUUUUCCCUUGAAUUUUCAAGACAGCCUGUUAUCUUCUAGCCACUAGUGUUAUCACUAAGAGACUGAUUUACAUUUAGUUGUGUGUAGGUGACCUAUUUUUCUUCCCUGGAGACUUAAAGGAUCUUUUUUUUUUGUCGUGAGAUGUUGUGAAAUGCUGCAUGUCUGUUGGCAUGGUUCUUUCAUUCUGCUUUGCACUGUGUAGGGCCUUUGAAUUUGAAAAAUUUGUACUUCCCUUUAAAUGUGGGAAAUUUUAUUUCUUAAUUUCUUUCAUUGCUUUUUUCUUUUCUCUCUAGAAUUCCUUCUAGUUGAAUAUUGGACCUCUUAGAUUUAUCUUCUUUUAUAGUUUUCAUAUCUUAUCUGUAUCCCUCAACUUUAUCUUCUAACUAGCAUAAAGUUCUUGUUAUAUGGAUACACAUUAGAGUUUUUGAGAAUUCUUUUCUUGUUACCUUGAAAAAUGUUUGAUUCCCACAGGCUCAUUCUUGGUGUGUUGUUUUGUUUUGUUUUUAUGCAAUUUAAAUAUGUGAUAAUUUUGGCUGUCUAUUUUGGUAAGCACUUCUAGCCGGCUUCACUUUUUAGUAAGCAGGUAGAUUUAACGUCUGGGUUAAAUCCAAGAAUAUAAAGUGUUUUUACUCUUUAAUAUUCCCUGAAACAUUUCUUUUCCUCUUUUUUCUUCCGAGAGAAAUAUCCUUCCAUUUUAUGUCUGAUUUUUCAAUUAUUUCUUAACCUUUUUUACCUAUUUUUUAAUGUUUCUUUUAUUAUUUAUUAUUUAGUUUGUCCUGGUUAAAAACUGACUGAGGCUGGUUAGAUUUAAUUUAUUCACAAAGGGUAUUAUCUAAAUAGAAGCUUCCACUCUACUGGAUGCUUAGUAAAUGAAAGUCUUCUCAUAUUUCACAAAUUAUUUUUAAGGCAUAACAUUUGGGUUAUUUACUUUAUUUGGGUUAUCCUGCUUUAUUUAAGAAAUAAUUUAAAGAUAGUAAGUCUUACAUUUUAUGUAGGGGUAUAAUUUAACACCUUUUAUUCUAUUCAGAGCUAGGCAAAAACCUUGAUUUGAACUAUUUCCACUUAAGACAAAUUUUACUUAAAUUAAUUUGAACUUUAUUUGACCUGAAUUUUUUUAAAUUAACUUUAGACUUAAUCACUGGAUACUUAAUUGAAUUGGUAUAGUCCAGUCUGGUCAUCUAUGUCACAUAAAGGACAAUAAAGGACAAUUUUCUAAGGAUAUUUGAAACUGAAAGAGAAAUUCCCAAAUGGGUUUAAGACAAUACUCUGAGAGUCUUUAUUCUGAACAGCAAGUAGUCAGCUACCCUAGCCUUGACCCCCUGGAAACUGGGACUGGAUCAUCAUUGUUCGUGAUGCUUUUGGUGGAGGAUAUUGUCAGCACAGAUGAUGGGUACGGACCUGACUGUACAGAGCAGAGUUCGGUUAAGCAGCCUUAGAGAUGUAUAUGGUAAUUGCUAAGUGCACUGGCAUCUUUUUAUAUGGUUUCUUGGAAGGAUGACUGUAAAAUUUAUUGUUCAUACUGAGACACUGAGAGUGAGAAUACUAUUAAUAAUUAUGCUGGGGCAGUGGCCAUAAACCAGAGCAUAUGGUCAUCCCAUCGUGAGUCGCAUGGGCUUUUAAGUGUGUAAGAGACAGUAUAAGUGAAAUUGCCUGGUUGACUUGGCAUUCCUAUUCUAUUCGUACCCUGCUUUUUAUACAAAAGGACACAUUUUGGGGCGAAAGAAAUGUGACAGGUACUUGAUCAAUAGCAGUGGGGAUGAAUGGAAAUAAUAUCGGAAUCCAGGAUUAUCUGAAUUUUUACAGAACCAAAACCCCUUUUAUGUAUGCAGUGUAGGUCUGAAUGUGUGGAAUCUUAUCAGUAAAUGUUAAAUACAAGUUUCACAGAACUGCUGUAUUUAUAUUUUAAAUAUAAUUCUUUUUCCUAGCUCUAGGAAUUUUCAAGAAGCAUAAUAUGUUACUGACAUUUUUUCUUAAGAAUGUGUAAUUAUCCAUAGAAAAUGUCAAUCCCAAACCAGUUUCCCGUUAUUACAAUUUAAACUUACCUUUUCCUGUCUUAUAAUUGGCAUAUAUGUAGCAAAUGUUAGCUAAUUUUAAUAUCAAAUAAUAUCAAUAUGAAAAACCUCAUCCAAAUAGAAAUGAGUUUCUUUGGACUGUUCUAAGUUUUUGUUUUUUUUUCUUUUUCAUAUUGGGCUGAAUUCUGCCACCCUUCCAUCCAUUGGUUCUAGUUCUGUUCUCUGGAGCAGCAUGGACCAGCAGCCAGCUUCGGGUGUAGCCUACUCGCAUCCAACUACAGUUGCUAGCUACACUGUCCAUCAGGCUCCAGUAGCUGCUCACACAGUUACUGCUGCCUAUGCACCAGCAGCUGCCACAGUUGCAGUUGCCAGGCCUGCUCCUGUAGCUGUUGCAGCUGCUGCAACAGCUGCUGCUUAUGGAGGCUACCCCACUGCACACACAGCAACAGAUUAUGGUUAUACCCAGAGACAACAAGAAGCACCCCCGCCCCCACCGCCAGCUACUACACAAAACUACCAGGACUCGUACUCAUAUGUAAGAUCCACAGCUCCUGCUGUAGCUUACGAUAGUAAGCAGUACUACCAACAACCAACAGCAACUGCUGCUGCUGUAGCUGCUGCUGCCCAGCCUCAGCCUUCUGUUGCUGAAACCUACUAUCAGACAGCCCCCAAAGCAGGUUAUAGCCAAGGUGCAACUCAGUAUACACAAGCCCAGCAAACUCGACAAGUGACAGCCAUAAAACCAGCGACACCAAGUCCAGCUACCACUACUUUCUCCAUUUAUCCUGUAUCUUCUACCGUACAGCCAGUAGCAGCUGCAGCUACUGUGGUGCCAUCCUACACCCAGAGUGCUACUUACAGUACCACAGCAGUUACUUAUUCUGGUACAUCUUAUUCAGGUUAUGAAGCAGCAGUGUAUUCAGCUGCAUCCUCCUACUACCAACAGCAGCAGCAGCAACAGAAGCAGGCAGCAGCAGCAGCUGCUGCUGCUGCCGCAACAGCUGCCUGGACAGGGACCACCUUUACUAAAAAAGCACCAUUCCAAAAUAAGCAACUGAAACCAAAACAGCCUCCCAAACCACCCCAGAUUCACUAUUGCGAUGUUUGUAAGAUCAGCUGUGCUGGACCACAGACUUACAAAGAACAUUUAGAAGGACAGAAACAUAAAAAAAAAGAAGCCGCAUUGAAAGCCUCACAAAAUACCAGCAGCAGCAACAACUCUACUCGUGGGACUCAAAAUCAGUUACGUUGUGAGCUCUGUGAUGUGUCUUGUACAGGAGCAGAUGCAUAUGCUGCCCACAUUCGUGGUGCUAAGCAUCAGAAAGUGGUUAAAUUACACACAAAACUUGGUAAACCCAUUCCUUCAACAGAACCAAAUGUUGUUAGCCAAGCUACUGCUUCAACAGCUGUGUCUGUUUCAAAACCGACUGCCUCUCCUUCAAGCAUUGCAGCAAGCAAUUGUACUGUGAAUACUUCAUCAAUUGCAACUUCCUCAGUGAAAGGUCUUACAACUACAGGAAAUUCAUCUCUUAAUAGCACAUCCAACACUAAAGUAUCAGCAGUGCCUACAAGUAUGGCUGCCAAGAAGACAUCUACACCCAAAAUAAACUUUGUUGGUGGUAAUAAGCUGCAAUCAACAGGAAAUAAAACAGAAGACUUAAAAGGAACUGAAUGUAUUAAAAGCACUCCUGUCACUUCUGUACAGAUUCCAGAAGUAAAGCCAGACACAGUGUCAGAAUCAGUCACACCUGCAUCUCUUGCCGCUUUGCAGAGUGAUGUGCAGCCAGUGGGCCAUGAUUACGUGGAGGAGGUACGAAAUGAUGAGGGAAAAGUAAUUCGAUUCCAUUGUAAAUUAUGCGAGUGCAGCUUUAAUGAUCCCAAUGCUAAGGAAAUGCACUUAAAAGGGCGAAGACACAGACUUCAAUACAAAAAAAAAGUCAAUCCAGAUUUGCAAGUAGAAGUAAAGCCCAGUAUUCGAGCAAGAAAGAUUCAAGAAGAGAAAAUGAGGAAGCAAAUGCAGAAGGAGGAGUAUUGGCGAAGACGAGAAGAAGAAGAACGCUGGAGAAUGGAAAUGAGACGCUAUGAAGAGGACAUGUACUGGAGAAGGAUGGAGGAAGAGCAGCACCACUGGGACGAUCGCCGCCGAAUGCCCGACGGUGGCUAUCCUCACGGUCCCCCUGGCCCGCUAGGCCUCCUCGGAGUCCGACCAGGCAUGCCGCCUCAGCCACAGGGGCCUGCACCUUUACGUCGUCCUGACUCAUCCGAUGACCGUUAUGUAAUGACAAAACAUGCAACCAUUUACCCAACUGAAGAGGAAUUACAGGCAGUUCAGAAAAUUGUUUCUAUCACUGAACGUGCUUUAAAACUUGUUUCAGACAGUUUGUCUGAACAUGAGAAGAGCAAGAGCAAAGAGGGAGAUGAUAAAAAAGAGGGAGGUAAAGACAGAGCUUUAAAAGGAGUUUUGCGUGUGGGAGUAUUGGCAAAAGGAUUACUUCUCCGAGGAGAUAGAAAUGUCAACCUUGUUUUGCUAUGCUCAGAGAAACCUUCAAAGACAUUAUUAAGCCGUAUUGCAGAAAACCUACCUAAACAGCUUGCGGUUAUAAGUCCUGAGAAGUAUGACAUAAAAUGCGCUGUGUCUGAAGCGGCAAUAAUUUUGAAUUCAUGUGUGGAACCCAAAAUGCAAGUCACUAUCACCCUAACAUCUCCAAUUAUUCGAGAAGAGAACAUGAGGGAAGGAGAUGUAACCUCGGGUAUGGUGAAAGACCCACCGGACGUCUUGGACAGGCAAAAAUGCCUUGACGCUCUGGCUGCUCUACGCCACGCUAAGUGGUUCCAGGCUAGAGCUAAUGGUCUGCAAUCCUGUGUGAUUAUCAUACGUAUUCUCCGGGACCUUUGUCAGCGAGUUCCAACUUGGUCUGAUUUUCCAAGCUGGGCUAUGGAGUUACUAGUAGAGAAAGCAAUCAGUAGUGCUUCUAGUCCUCAGAGCCCUGGAGAUGCACUAAGAAGAGUGUUUGAGUGCAUUUCUUCAGGAAUUAUUCUGAAAGGUAGUCCUGGACUUCUGGAUCCUUGUGAGAAGGAUCCUUUUGAUACCUUGGCAACAAUGACUGACCAGCAGCGUGAGGACAUCACAUCCAGUGCACAGUUUGCAUUGAGACUCCUUGCAUUCCGCCAGAUACACAAAGUUCUAGGCAUGGACCCAUUACCCCAAAUGAGCCAACGUUUUAACAUCCACAACAACAGGAAACGAAGAAGGGAUAGUGAUGGAGUUGAUGGAUUUGAAGCUGAGGGGAAAAAAGACAAAAAAGAUUAUGAUAACUUUUAAAAAGUUUCUGUAAAUCUGCAGUGUUAAAAAUAAUAGGUGCCCAUUCAUUGGCUGUUUUUCACUCAUAAUAAUGUCUACAAAAAAUUUAUCAAGAAUUUCAUGGGAGAACCAAGUUUUUCUGUGACAUUAAAAUCUUCGUGUACAGUGUUAGGUGUUAUAUGAAUGGAAAGACACCCCCCAAAAAUUGUGCUCCAACUAGGGGGGAAACAAUGGUUCAGAUUUCCCCCCCAUUAUUUUGGUUUUAUUUACUCAUUGCCCUAGUUCCUCCUAUUUUUGUGUCUUUUAUUAAUUAGUCUUAUUAAAUCUUUACUGUAUUUAAUGCAGUAUUUGUGCUUCAGUUGCUAUGUGUAUUUUGAGAUUUUAUUUAGAGGUUUUGUUUGUUUUUUGACACUAGUUGUUUGUGUUAUAGAUGAUAUCCUUUACUCCUUAAUAUUUUAUAGCAGUACAUUUUCUUGUAAUGUGAGGCUGCGGAAUUUUUUCCUUUUAUUUUGUUAUUCUGUAUGUGAUGGAUUACAACUCAAAAAGUUACCCUGCCAUUUAAGUGCUCAGAACUGAAUGUUUCUGCAGAUCUUGUGGCAUUUGUCUCUCUAGUGUGAUAUAUAAAGGUGUAAUUAAGACAGAUUUCUGUUCAUCUAAUCAAGUUUGCUGUUAGUUGUGCAUUAGCAGUAUAAAAGCUAAUAUAUACUAUAUGGUCUUGCAACAGUUUUAAAGCCUCUGCAUAAUUAAUAAAAAUGCAUGACAUUUUUGUUUUUAAUAGACUUUUAAAAUUAUAAUUUUAGGUUUGACACGUAGAUCUUUGUACAGUUGACUUUUUGACAUAGCAAGGCCAAAAAUAACUUUCUGAAUAUUUUUUUCUUCUGCAUAAGUGGAGAGGGCAUUUUUUCAUACUAUAAGUGGGCUAACCAAUAUUUUGAAAAGAACUUUAUCAUUGUGCAACUAACAACAGUAACUAGCCCUUAAUUAUGACGACAGUUCCUUGUUGGUGUGUGUGAGAUUACUCUAGCGACUAUUACAGUGUAACACAAUUGAAUGAUUUCUUCCCCCUGCCCCCAUACCCUAUCACCCAGAUAAUUUACAGUUCUAUUAACAGUGAGAUUGAUAAAAGUAUUACUGAUUUAAAAAAAAUUAAGAUUAUCUAAGGGAAAAAACCCCAGAAAAUUAUUUGGUGUGGCCAUCUUACAUGCUUAUGUGUCCUACGAAAAGCUAAAUAUUCUAGCAGUGGUGUAAUGAAAGUUACACCUUGCUGUUGGUGUGUGUAUGCUCUGGUACACAGUGUCAGUUUGUUGUCACAGCACUACAGUGAAAUACACAAAUAAAAACUUAAAUUCAUAUUAUGACUUAAAUGUAUUAUAUGUUAUAAUUGACAUAAACUACUUUUGCUUUGAAAUGACUUAUGCUCUAGUAAAACCAUAUUUAAAAGUA